Fusarium poae is the source of this 1845-nucleotide messenger RNA. RefSeq lists its product as uncharacterized. Lineage: Eukaryota; Fungi; Ascomycota; Sordariomycetes; Hypocreales; Nectriaceae. The transcript has a single exon. Bases 1 to 1845 code for a protein of 614 amino acids. The record is from RefSeq and is a predicted model, not a curated record.
AUGGGUUACUCAAACUUACCAAACAUUGAAGCGCUACAUCGUGAACUUGCGCUCAAGUAUGAGAACCACUUCCCUCGAAUCCAAAAGAUCUGGCGGGCAUCCAACCAAGCCAAGCGUGAACACUUCUUGAGAGCCAACACAUCACCUCUCUUUAACAUCCCCAAUGAUUCAUCAACCAAUAGACCGUGCUCAUCCACGAGUCUCUGUCCCGACUGGAAUGUCCUCGAUAUCACAGAAGCAAAGUCAGACUACCUCCUUGACAUGCUGACACAUCGAGCUACCAAGUCUCUGGAAGAGCAAUUCUGGGAAGACGUCAACGGAGAACCCAUUACGGAAGCUUCGAAUGAUGAGCUAUGGAAACCGCACCCCUGGGACACCUAUACCUACUUCAGCCAAGAGUUUUACGGGGAUACCAUUUGUAUCUCAGAGAAAACUGACGAGGAGAUCUUAAACAGGUUUGACGACGAUAUUGAAGCUGGCAUUCUCUUGCCGAUAGAAACAGGAAAGCUUGUACUUUGCAGACAAGGCCAAAUGCUUGCAAAUCUCCUUCAGAUUGUCAACGCAAUACUGGACGGUACGUCUCAGCGCAAACGCCGAAAUAGGGGAUCAGGUAAAAAGAGAGACGCCCAGGAUACGGAAGAAGCGACACCAGCGUUCCGGUUGAGAGACUUGAUUGACUAUGCAGUAAGACAAAAAGAAGACUGCGAAGUACAACUGUCACUCCUUCGCACCCAACCUGCUGUCCUCUACAGUACAGCGGAGGCUCAAUUUCUUAGCCGACCCGAGCGUGUCCCUGAGGAGUACCAACACGGAGAUAUAGAGCCCUGCAUAUAUGUCAAAGCCACUGGUAGGGAUGUCUUCGAUGUGGUUCAUACCAAGGUACGCGGUGUUGCAUUUUGGAGAUCAGUGGAAAGUUUGCUUUGCAUUAUUGAAAAGUUCUCCAAUGAAGAACUACGCAAACAAAAAGCCAUCAACGAACUGUUCCAAAUGUGCGAAAGACAGUUCUCCCGCGCACAAAAGUCUGCCGAACACCACGUGGCUACUGGUAUGGGUUGGGGAUGGUUCACAUGUGAUCGGUCCUGGGACUUGACCUAUCUCAGGAUGGAAAUGUGUAGAGCAGAGCUGAUCUUGACAGAUCUACCUCUACACUAUCUGCUAGGACUCUUUCAUACUUGCAACAUUUCCGACGCUAUGUGCCAGUUAAGGAAGCUUGGCAGUAUUUACAAGUCGGAUCCCUGGGAACUCGAGCGGUUGUCGGAGAGAGAGUCUCACAGUUUGUAUGAACUGUGCUCUGUUGCAACCUUCCUACAAAAGUUGCACGCGGCUUUUCCUGCAGUUGAUAAUGGCCAGGAAUGUUCCCCAGGUCUAGGAAAGGAUCUUUUCGUGCCAGGCAUAGAGGAGGUAGACUUGGAGUUAGAGAAAGUCAAACGUGAGGCUUUCUCAUCAACAUCUUUCUCCAAUCUCGACGAUCCCUUGAAGCCGGAUAUGGCAGAAAAGACGCUCGAGGAACUUGACAACCUGGUCAGGGAAAAGACUGGUACAACUAUGGAUAUACUGUAUCAGGAACAGGUCAAGGAGAUGGUCCGGACCUUGGAGAUUCCCAAAAGAAUAGGCCAUGCCAUAGAGAUGUUCUGGCUGGGUCAUCCCGAGGGUCGGGAUCCUGCGAAGAGAGCCGAGACUAGAAGGAAGAGAGAUGAGAGACGGGCAUCACAGCCUUUGAGUGAUUCAAGCACGCCAGCUUCUGGUUGUCUUGACUCAGACUCUACUUCUGUAGCUCAAGAGGCUGACCCAAGGACCGCUGGAAGACUCUUGGCUUUGUUUGAGAAGCUUCAAGUACACAUCUAG